Messenger RNA from Humulus lupulus (European hop), 1519 nucleotides. Its product is annotated as serine carboxypeptidase-like 7. The coding region runs from base 50 to 709 and encodes 219 amino acids. Lineage: Eukaryota; Viridiplantae; Streptophyta; Magnoliopsida; Rosales; Cannabaceae. The record is from RefSeq and is a predicted model, not a curated record. The transcript is spliced from 12 exons. Gene Ontology annotation, biological process: secondary metabolic process; proteolysis. Gene Ontology annotation, molecular function: serine-type carboxypeptidase activity; acyltransferase activity, transferring groups other than amino-acyl groups.
UAAAUGGUCAGCACCGACAAAGGAAAAGGACUCAACAAAGCUACAGUCCAUGGCGACUCAACCUCUUCUUCUUCUUCUUCUUCCUCUGCUACUCUUCUUUCUGUUACAGCCCUGGACCUUACAGCUUGUGCUGUCUGCCUCCAUAGUCAACUAUCUCCCUGGUUUUCAAGGACCUCUGCCUUUUCAUCUCGAAACAGGGUAUAUCGGAGUGGGUGAAUUGGAGGACGCCCAGAUUUUCUACUACUUUGUAAAGUCGGAGAGAAGACCAGACAAAGAUCCUCUGUUGUUGUGGCUCACAGGUGGCCCUGGUUGCUCUGCUUGGUCUGGCCUUGUCUAUGAAAUAGGUCCACUAAAUUACAAGAUUGAGAAAUACAAUGGAAGCCUACCCAAGUUGAUCUUGAAUCGCUACUCCUGGACAAAGGUGUCCAAUAUAAUAUUUGUAGACUCACCGGUUGGUACUGGAUUUUCAUAUUCAAAAACUUCAUCACUAAAUCACUGGAAUGAUUUUAAACAACUGGACGACCUUUACCAAUUUUUCAAAAAGUGGCUGAUUAAUUAUCCAGAGUUUAUCUCCAAUCCUGUGUAUAUUGCUGGAGAUUCUUUCGCUGGGAUGAUUGUCCGUGCCCUUUGCCAACUAAUCUCAAAUGGGAUUAAGGAAAGCACCAUACCAUCUAUAACUCUAAAGGGAUACAUACUUGGGAACCUCUAACAGAUCAUUCAACAAACCAAAAUUACAAAAUCCCAUUUGCACAUGGAAUGGCACUUAUUUCUGAUGAACUCUACAAGUCCCUGGAGGAUAGUUGCCAAGGAGAGUAUAAGAACAUAGAUCCCAACAAUAUCAAGUGUUUAAAAGCUUUCCAAUACUACCAAAAGAUCUCUUUCUCAUGUGUUGAGAACCAGCCCACACUAGUUCUAGAUUGAUCAAAGGCUUGGUGAGGAAGACUGUGUUGCUAAUCUAGUUCAAUCUCUUGAUAAUACUCUGCUACAGAAAGGAAUCAAGAGUUAGAGAGAUUGAAGGAAGGAGUUGUUCCAGUUCCGCUGCGUAUUCGGAAGUAUACAUGAAUGGCUGCGGUGCAAUACUGACAUAUUAUAUCAAUAUAAAAUAGACAUUCUAAGCAGUUUCCAGUAUCAUGUAAACCUUAGUGCUAAAGGUUACAGAUCUUUAAUAUACAGUGGAGAUCAUGACAUGGUUGUUCCGUUCUUGGCAACUCAAGCAUGGAUAAAGUCUUUAAAUUACUCCAUUGUAGAUGAGUGGAGGUCAUGGAUUGUUGAAGAUCAAAUUGCAGGGGAGCAGGGCACACAGCUCCCCAGUACAAGCAAAAGGAAUGUUUUGCAAUGCUGUAAAGGUGGAUCGAUGGUAAACCUUUGUAAUGAAUUUAUUUAUUUUAAAAAAAAUUAUCCCUAUUUUGUAUUUGUGUUCCUUCUAAUGCAAAACUAAAAAAAAUAAACCAGAGAUUCAUAGUUUAUAUGAACUCUCUAAGUUUGUAAAAUUAUUUAUAUUAUCUAUCACACAAUUAAG